UCCCGCCAGCGGUUAGCGGUAUAGAAUGAUUUUGGUCUCUUUUGCGGCGCUACUGACUUCACACAGCACAAGCGACGAGCCAGCUAUGCUUCUAUUUCACGACACGCUUCCAAAUUAGCGUACAAAUUGUUUUAGAGAGAGCUAGACUAUGACCGUUUUAACUGGGUCUCACGACACAACGGUGUGAUUUGUAGCCUAAAAAGCCAGCUCCCGUAAGAACCAGGAAAUUUAGCUAUGGGGAAUACCUCAUCAAGGAGUUAUUUCCCGGGAAUCAAAAUGCAACCUGCUAAAACGASUCUGUUCAAACAGGAGCAAACUGGGACGACAUACAGAAUCCCAGCUCUCAUCUACCUAAAAGAGAGUCAGACAUUCCUUGCCUUUGCAGAGAAGCGCUCUUCCCCCAGUGACAGUGAUGCAAAAAUGAUUGUUAUGAGGAGAGGCACACAACAAAAUGGAUCCACUCAGUGGUCAGAAUCCCAGGAGCUGUUAUCAGCAUGUUUACCAGACCACCGCACCAUGAACCCCUGCCCKGUGUAUGAAAAGAAUACCAAGACUAUAUUCCUCUUUUUCAUCUGCAUUUUGGGGAACACUCCAGAGCACCAUCARAUCUGGACAGGCAAGAAUAAGGCCCACCUGUGUUWCAUCACCAGUAAUGAUGAGGGCCAGAGCUGGAGCCAGACAAAGGACUUGACAGAGAGUGUGAUUGGCAAAACGGUCAGAAGGUGGGCUACAUUUGCUGUGGGACCAGGCCAUGGCAUUCAAAUGGAGAAUGGAAGAUUGAUCAUUCCUACCUAUGCCUAUUAUAUCCACUUCAAAUGCUUCUCCUUCCCCUUCCCCUUCACGGUACAGCCACAUGCUCUCUCAAUAUACAGUGACGACUUCGGUCAGACAUGGCAAAUGGGCAGGAUGCUUCAAAGAAAGUCCUGUGAAUGUGAGAUGGCAGAGAUCAUAGACCACGAGGGCAGCAGUCACCUGUACUGCAACGCCCGCCAUAGAGGUCACAGAGUGGAAGCUUUGAGUGAGAGCAGUGGGGUUUACUUUGACAAGCCCCGCUUGGCUCCAAGGUUAGUGGAGCCGUGCCAUGGUGGUUGCCAAGGCAGUGUGAUUGGCUUCCCUGCCCCUGAGCAAGGUGAAGAGGGCAUGGGUGGUACCACAUCAUCACCAGUGACCUCAGACACGCAAACCUGGCUACUUUUCACCCACCCGACCAAUAAGAGGACGAGGAAAGACUUGGGGGUGUAUUUGAACCGUUCCCCACUGCACACGUCAGGUUGGGACCGGCCCUGGAUCGUCCACAGUGGACCCAGUGGCUACUCAGACCUGGCCUACAGUGAGGACACUGAGCACUUUGCUUGCCUGAUGGAAUGUGGCGAGAAUAGUGAGCUUGAACAGAUUGCCUUUGUGUCUUUUCCCCUCAGUGAUGUCAUGCAGACCGUUGACGAGAAGGGAAAUACCUUCUAGUUUGUUGUUGGGUUAUUAUUUCAGUACUACACUCCAAUUCCAAUCAGAUUCAGUGGUCAGUAGAGGCACACGAUCGUCUUUAUCCUCAAUUUAUAUAAAAAGAAGCAAUCUGAAAAUAAUGAAACAUGAUCAUUUAUAUCAAAGUUGUUUUGUGUAAAAAAGGCAACCGACACUACAAUUUCUCAAAAUGCGAUCACAGUUAAAUCAAAUGUAAUAUAAUAUGUAGAUGUGAUCAUUUUAUGACGUCUGACAGUAUGGACUGCAAUGCAUGCUGCCAUCGGAUGCUAAUCUCUAAGCAGUGGUCUAUUUAAAUGGCAUACUUUUACUUGCAGUUGUACAAUGUAACUCCUUUCACCUCAAUGUAGUCAUGCAAUUCCUUAUGUUUGCCAAGCACAUUUUCAAGACUACAACCACCUACAGGCCAUGAUCAGGCAACACCUCCUCAGGCGUUAAUUUAAGUCAUGCGCCCUAUUGAAUGAACAGACAUCCCUUUAUCAUUAAGUGGUUGCUCAUCUACUGUGACUCAUCUGUUCAAACUGCAUUGGCUUCCUAAACCCCUAAACCCCCGUUCACAAACAGUCCACAUAGCACUGUAAAUGUAUGACUACUUCAUUUGUAAUUGUUUUUUUGUUAAAAAUGUAUGCUAUUGUUCAGACUCUAUGUAAUGACACUGACAGUGAGCCUCUCUGUAGUGCCUGCAAAUGCACAGGGGAUGACUCCAAUGUGCAAAAUUAGUUGAAUAUGUUCCUUAUCUCUAAAUGAUGCUACAAUUAGUCCUGCCUCAACUACCUCCACAUUACUAUCCUGCCUGCAUCCUUGGCUAUGCAUAAAAACAUCUUGUUAAUCAUUCAUGUGAAUGGCAUGCAGAACAAAAAAUAUCUAACAA
This is a messenger RNA of Salvelinus sp. IW2-2015, 2347 nucleotides long. RefSeq names its product sialidase-3-like. Gene Ontology annotation, molecular function: exo-alpha-sialidase activity. Gene Ontology annotation, biological process: oligosaccharide catabolic process; ganglioside catabolic process. NCBI's taxonomy places the organism in Eukaryota, Metazoa, Chordata, Actinopteri, Salmoniformes, Salmonidae. Gene Ontology annotation, cellular component: membrane; cytoplasm; intracellular membrane-bounded organelle. The record is from RefSeq and is a predicted model, not a curated record.